UGGCAAAGAAUUCAGAUAGAACUUCAUUUCCAAAUCCUCCUUUUCUCUCUACUCCAAUCACCACACUCACCACUGAACCAAAACACACACAAAGAGAGAGGGAGAGAUCCUCAAAAUCCUCCAAAAAAAACCAACCUUCACAAUGGCCACAAUGAUCAUGGCUUCUUCAAAACCCAUAAUUCGAGUCACCACAAAUUCCCUUCCUUCUACCCCAAAACUUCCCCAACUCCAAAUUUCACUCCCAACCAUUACCCCCAAACUCAAACUCCAACUCUCAAAACUCAAAUCCCUAACCCUAGCAACAACUUCACUCUCCUUAGCAUUCGCACCACCUUCCUUCGCAUUCGAAAAAGCAGCACUCUUCGAUUUCAAUCUCACUCUCCCAAUCAUAGUCGUCGAGUUUCUUUUCCUCAUGGUCGCUCUUGACAAACUUUACUUCACACCUCUCGGAAAUUUCAUGGAUGAAAGGGACGCUAACAUCAGAGGAAAAUUGAACAGCGUGAAGGAUACGUCGGAGGAGGUGAAGCAGUUGGAGGAACAAGCAAAUGCUGUUUUAAGAGCGGCGCGUGCGGAAAUAGCGGUGGCUUUGAAUCAGAUGAAGAAGGAAACUCAAGCUGAAGUUGAAGCGAAGAUUGCUGAAGGUAGGAAGAAAGUGGAUGCUGAAUUGCAAGAAGCUCUUGCCAAUUUGGAAAAGCAAAAGGAAGAAACUGUUAAGGCUCUUGAUUCUCAGAUUACUGCUCUUAGCCAGGAUAUUGUUGAUAAGGUUCUUCCUACUGCUUAAUUGAUAAUCACUUUUAGUUCUGUUUCUGUAAUCUAUAUGAUAUAUAUAUUUUUGUUAUAAAUUUCAAUCCACCAAGAACAAUGGAUCCAUUGUAAUUUUAUUACAGUGCCUUUUUCCUCUGUUUUUCUUUGAUAUUUCAAAUGUUGUAUCAAGUAACAAUUUUAUAUUCUAUAUAUGUAUAAUCUCCUCCAAUUAACGUA
Trifolium pratense (red clover) is the source of this 981-nucleotide messenger RNA. RefSeq names its product ATP synthase subunit b', chloroplastic. Bases 143 to 781 code for a protein of 212 amino acids. The transcript has a single exon. Lineage: Eukaryota; Viridiplantae; Streptophyta; Magnoliopsida; Fabales; Fabaceae. Gene Ontology annotation, molecular function: proton transmembrane transporter activity. The record is from RefSeq and is a predicted model, not a curated record. Gene Ontology annotation, biological process: proton motive force-driven ATP synthesis.